AUGCCAGAUGCGCGGCUCGUCGACUCAAAGGCUUUGUUCUCCUCUUUCUCCCAUAUUCUCGAUGCCCGUCUCCUUCGUGCACUGGCGGAUAUGGGUUUCGCGCGGCCGACCCUCGUGCAGACCAAGGCAAUUCCGCUAGCUCUUGAAAAUCGUGAUAUUCUGGCUCGUGCGCGUACUGGGAGUGGGAAGACUGCGGCUUAUUGCAUCCCGUUAGUGCAGAAGGUGUUGAACGCAAAGGCUGUGGAGGAUCCUUCAAGACAGAUUACGCGUGCCCUGAUACUAGUCCCAACUCGCGAGCUGUCUGAACAAGUCUCCGCUCACUUGAACAGCUUGAUUGCAUACUGUGACAAGGAAGUGACUAUAGCCAACAUCUGCACCGGUUCAACGACCCAAUUACAAAAGACGCUAUUGUCCGAUCAUCCCGACAUCGUGAUUGCUACGCCUGCGCGAGCAUUGACACUGCUUCAGUCGAAGGCAUUAUUGCUCGAUGCGCUCGAUACAUUGGUCAUCGACGAAGCCGACUUGAUAUUGUCUUAUGGGCAUGAUGAAAGCGUUCGCCAAGUAUUCCAAGGAGGGUUUCUUCCGAAAGUCUUUCAGUCAUUCCUGAUGAGCGCAACUAUGACUGAAGAUGUAGAAGCGCUCAAAGGUCUUGUGCUUCGAAGUCCCGUUAUCCUCAAAUUGGAGGAGGACGAGGAUGAAGCAGCAAAUCUUAGUCAAUAUUAUGUUCGUUGCUCCGAAGUGGACAAAUUUCUGUUGGUCUAUGUAAUCCUCAAGCUGAGGCUCAUUAAAGGCAAAUGCAUUCUGUUCGUAAACGAUGUCGAUCGAUGUUACCGCUUGAAGCUCUUCCUCGAACAAUUCUCGAUAAAGAGCUGCGUACUGAAUUCGGAACUGCCACUCAAUUCAAGAUAUCACACAGUGCAAGAAUUCAAUAAGGGCGUUUACGACUACAUCAUUGCAUCGGACGAAAGUGCUGGACGCACUGAACACGAUUCUGACGAAGAGGAACCACACGCGGAGUCAGAUGAUGAUGAAUAUACAACGACACAGCGUGAGACGCUUUCGGGACAGCCAGCCUCUGAUGAAGAAAAAGAGCAGCCAUCAAGUUCAGGCUCUUCCCUCAAACGUAAACGGCGUUCGGACACACUCGCGACCGAAGGCACUGCCGCCAAAUCUUCAUCCAAAUCGUCCAAGCGUAAGCAGCGCCGGCGGAACAAUGACGCCGAAUAUGGUGUCUCCCGUGGAGUGGACUUUGUCGAUGUCUCCUGCGUGAUCAACUUCGACCUCCCCACUUCUGCGCGCUCAUACACCCAUCGCGUAGGGCGAACGGCACGUGCAGGGCGUACGGGCAUGGCACUCUCAUUUGUAAUUCCGCGGGAUCAGUGGGGGCGCAAUAAGGUCGUCGGCAGCGUGGAAAGUUCAAAGGAGGAUGAGAAGGUAUUUGCGCGUGUUGAGCGGGAACAGGCGGCACGGGGGAGCCAGGUCAAGGAGUACAGCUUCGACAUGAAGCAAGUAGAGGCGUUCCGGUAUCGUAUGGAAGAUGCGCUGCGGUCAGUGACGAGGAGCGCGAUCAAGGAGGCAAGGAUCAAGGAACUCAAGUCGGAGAUUUUGAAUUCUGAUAAACUCAAGGUGACGACGCUCCUGUUGCUGUUUUCAAAAGCGAUGCUCAUCGCCUAUGGCAUUCAGGCGCACUUUGAAGACAAUCCUAAUGAUCUAGAAUAUUUGCGCCACGACAAGCCGUUGCAUCCAACUAGGGUUCAGCCGCAUAUGAAGCAUGUGCCCAAGUACCUGCUACCACGGAUUACUCCGGUGUCUGGGUCGGGUGCAGAAGUCGAUACGCGCGACACAACCGGUGAUCCUGGCUUUGUGCCGUUCAACAAAAGGAACUCGCGUGGUCGCGGACGCGGUAGAGGGCGAGGUGGACGAGGUGGUGCCUCAGGGAGGGGGAGAAAAAAGUCGGAUCCCUUGAAGAAGUUCGGGCGAUAG
Messenger RNA from Fibroporia radiculosa, 1983 nucleotides. RefSeq lists its product as uncharacterized. The transcript is spliced from 8 exons. NCBI's taxonomy places the organism in Eukaryota, Fungi, Basidiomycota, Agaricomycetes, Polyporales, Fibroporiaceae. Gene Ontology annotation, cellular component: nucleolus. The coding region runs from base 1 to 1983 and encodes 660 amino acids. The record is from RefSeq and is a predicted model, not a curated record. Gene Ontology annotation, molecular function: nucleic acid binding; ATP binding.